UCAUUCACCAUUCUGUUUGAUUCCCUAUUCAUCAUCAUUCCACCAACUUUUCAAAGGGGCACGUGCUUUCUCUUCAUAGUACUUUUGAUAGGUUUUGAGGGCUAAGUUUUGAGUUGUGGUUUCAACUUUCAACCAAGAUGGACAUCACUCUGAGGCUAAUCAAUAUGGCUUUUUUCUUGCUGUUACUCAUAUGGUUUUUGAUACAUCUUUUCAAGAAAAACAGAGGAGAAGAAGAUUUUGCAGAAAAAAUACAGCCUACAUUUUUCAGCAAGAUUACAAUUUUAUUGAAUGUGUUAAUAGCCAUUGCUUACUUGGGAUUUUGUUUCCAUGAAUUGUGGAAGUUGAAAACUUUUGUGUUUGAAGAGUCUGUUUUUUCAGCCAUGACAUGGAGUUUGUCAAGUGCAGUUUCAAUCUAUGCAUUAAACAAAGAGAAAAGGUGGCCAUUAUUACUCAUUAUAUGGUGGGUCUUUUCAAGUAUUUUUGAUAUAUUUUUAGUCUCACUUCAUCUUCUCAACCAUUAUAAUAUUUAUUAUACAAAACCCCCACAUUUUCUGCCUAAGACAAAUAUAAUUGAUUUUGCUUCCCUACCACUGUCAAUUCUCCUAUGUUUCAAUGCCCUGCCUGAUUGUUCUGCCAAGAAAUACAAUGAAAUUGAGCAGCCAUUUCUUCAGAAAGAAGUAAAUAGACAUGAUGCUGAUGCAUUUUCUAAUGCUGGCAUUUGGAGCCAACUCACAUUCUUGUGGCUUAAUCCACUAUUCAACAAAGGUCAUGAGGAAAAGCUGAGAGUAGAACACAUACCUUCAAUUCCUAAUUCUGAGAGUUCCAGUGAAGCUUCUGCUUUAUUGGAAGACGCGUUUCGGACAAAGAAAACUACUAGUUUCUCCCUCCCUGAUGCCAUACUCCACAUGAUUUGGAGACCACUUGCCUAUAAUGCUGUCUUUGCAGGAGUCAACACAAUUGCAUCCUAUACUGGUCCUUUGCUAAUAACAAGUUUUGUAAAAUUUUUGUCUGAAAAGAAAGAUGAGUCCAAUUGGCAAGAAGGAAUGAUUUUAGCCUUCAUCUUUUUCUUUGCCAAAACAAUUGAGUCACUGUCACAAAGGCAAUGGUAUUUUGGAGCUCACCGGAUUGGUGUUCGAGUGAGAGCAGCUCUGAUGGCAUUAAUAUAUAAAAGAACUUUGUCGAUCAAGUAUGGCGGUACAAAAGAUGGAAAGAUCAUAAACUUCAUCAAUGUUGAUGUUGAGAGAAUUGGGGAUUUCUGCUGGUAUAUUCAUGGAGUUUGGCUGCUUCCUGUUCAGGUUAUACUUGCCCUGGUUAUCUUGUACAAGAAUUUAGGUGCUGCUCCCUCUGCUGCUGCUUUUCUUUCAACCAUAUUCGUGAUGGUAAGCAACACACCGCUUGCCAAUAUGCAAGAGCAGCUCCACUCAAAGAUAAUGGAAGCGAAGGACGUGAGAAUUAAAGCCACUUCAGAGACCUUGAAAAGCAUGAGAGUGUUGAAACUACACUCAUGGGAGUCCACUUUCUUCAAGAAGCUGCUUCAACUUAGACAAAAUGAGAGAGGAUGGCUUAAGAGAUACCUUUAUACAUGUUCUGCUGUGGCUUUUCUCUUUUGGGCGUCACCAACACUAGUUUCAGUUGCAACCUUUGGUGUUUGUAUCAUGUUAAAAACACCAUUAACAUCAGGAGCAGUUCUCUCAGCACUAGCAACUUUCAGGAUACUACAAGAACCAAUCUACAACUUGCCCGAACUCAUUUCCAUGAUUGCACAGACAAAGGUUUCAGUUGAUAGGAUUCAAGACUUCAUGAGAGAGGAAGAUCAAAAGAAGUUAACAAGCUAUCUUGCUCCUUAUAAUAAUACAUCUGAAGUGGCAAUUGAACUUGAGCCAGGAGAGUAUGCUUGGGGCACAAAUGAGUUGAAGAAAUCAACGAUUAAGAUAACCGAGAAAAUCAGGAUCAUGAAAGGGUGGAAAGUGGCAAUCUGUGGUUCAGUGGGAUCAGGAAAGUCAAGCUUACUCUGUAGUAUUAUGGGAGAGAUUCCUACGAUUUCUGGAUCUAGUAUUAAGACUAAUGGUUCAAAGGCAUUUGUACCACAAAGUGCCUGGAUUCAGACGGGCACCGUUAGAGACAAUGUUCUUUUUGGCAAGGAAAUGAAUAAGGCUCGUUAUGAUGAUAUCGUGGAACGAUGUGCUUUGAAACGUGACAUUGAGAUGUGGGCUGAUGGAGAUCUAAAUUCGGUAGGAGAAAGAGGAAUGAACCUAAGUGGUGGACAAAAGCAGAGAAUUCAGUUGGCUAGAGCUAUUUAUAGUGAUUCAGACAUCUAUAUAUUAGAUGACCCUUUCAGUGCUGUUGAUGCACAAACUGGAGCUCAUAUGUUCAAGGCAAGUACUACAUCCUACUUUUAUCGAUUUUUUUUCAGUAAUCGAGUUGCUCUUAUUGAUUUUCUACAACCCUUCAUCAUAUUGCAGAAAUGCCUAAUCCAACAUCUACAUAAUAAAACUGUUGUUUAUGCCACUCACCAGUUGGAAUUUUUAGAUGCUUCUGACCUCAUCCUGGUAAUGAAAGAUGGUAGAAUUGUUCAGUCAGGAAAGUAUAAUGAGUUGAUUACAGACCCUGACGGUGAGCUCCUAAGACAUAUGGUGGCUCACAGCAAAUCAUUAGAUCAGGUGAACCCUUCCCAAAAAUGCAGCUGCAUGACCAAGGGUAAGCAUCAGAAUAACCAAAUUGAAGUCGAAGAGAGUUUUGAAGAUCUUACCUGUGACGACAAGAUCUUAGGAAGAACUGAGCAGGAAGAUGCAGUAUCUGGUCGAGUUAAAUGGCAGGUCUACUCGACUUUUGUCACUUCGGCAUACAAAGGGGCCCUUGUACUUCCGGUCCUUCUAUGUCAAGUUCUCUUCCAGGGAUUGCAGAUGGCAAGCAACUACUGGAUUGCAUGGGGAACUGAAGAAGAAGGCAGGGUUACUAGAGAGCGAUUGAUUGGAAUAUUUGUGCUGAUGUCAGGGGGAAGCUCUUUUUUCAUCUUAGGAAGAGCAGUUAUGCUGUCAACUAUUGCAAUUGAGACUGCUCAGAAGCUCUACGUUGGGAUGAUCACAUCAAUCUUCCGAGCGCCCUUGUCAUUCUUCGACUCCACUCCUUCCAGCAGAAUUCUGAAUAGGUCUUCUACAGACCAAAGCAUUGUGGACACAGAUAUUCCGUAUAGAUUGGCUGGACUAGCAUUUGCACUUAUUCAAUUAUUGAGCAUUGUUGUCCUUAUGUCCCAUGUUGCUUGGCAGAUCUUUUUUCUCUUCCUUCUGGUACUUGCCAUCUCCAUGUGGUAUCAGGCAUAUUACAUUACCACUGCUAGAGAACUGGCAAGGAUGAUUGGCAUUCAGAAAGCUCCAAUCCUGCAUCAUUUCUCUGAAUCUCUCACCGGUGUAGCAACCAUUCGUUGUUUUAAUCAGGAGGACCGAUUCUUGAAUAAGAACUUGAAGCUCAUUGAUAAUUAUUCUCAUGUUGCCUUUCACAACUCUGCUACAAUGGAAUGGCUCUGUGUUCGAAUCAACUUUCUCUUCAAUCUGAUAUUCUUCUUUCUUCUUGUCAUCCUGGCAAACCUUCCACGGAAGGCUAUCGACCCCAGUUUAGCAGGACUAGCAGCUACCUAUGGCUUAAAUCUUAAUGUUCUCCAAGCUUGGGUUAUAUGGAACCUUUGCAAUGUUGAGAACAAAAUGAUCUCAGUGGAGAGAAUACUUCAGUUUAGCAAUGUUCCUAGUGAAGCCCCACUGAUAAUUGAAAAGUCCAGGCCGGAACCCAAUUGGCCGCUAAAAGGAAGGAUCGAAAUGAAGGAACUUCAUGUGCAAUACAGCCCUGAUCUCCCAAGAGUACUAAAAGGUAUAACAUGCACCUUUCCGGAGGGAAAGAAAAUUGGUGUAGUUGGAAGAACAGGAAGUGGAAAGUCUACUUUGAUCCAAGCUCUGUUCAGGGUUGUGGAACCAUCUGAGGGAUGCAUUCUUAUCGAUGGAAUAGACAUUUCGAGGAUUGGUUUGGAAGACCUAAGGUCUAGGUUGAGUAUAAUACCACAAGAUCCAACUUUGUUCCAAGGAACAAUUAGGACUAAUCUUGAUCUGUUACAACAACAUUCAGAUCAUGAUAUCUGGGAGGUCUUGCACAAAUGUCAUUUGGCUGAGAUAGUGAAGCAGGAUCCAAGGCUUCUUGAUGCACCAGUUGCAGAAGACGGAGAAAACUUGAGCGUGGGUCAAAGGCAGAUUGUGUGCCUAGCUAGGGUGUUGCUACAAAAAAGGAGAAUAUUGGUACUUGAUGAAGCUACUGCUUCAGUGGAUACAGAGACAGACAAUGUCAUUCAGAAAACUAUAAGAGAAGAAACAUAUGGAUGCACAGUUAUAACAGUGGCUCAUCGGAUACCCACAGUCAUCGAUAAUGAUCUUGUUCUAGUUCUUGGUGAAGGAAAAAUUCUCGAGUUUGAUACUCCUGACCAGUUAUUGAGGAACAGUUCUUCCGCAUUUUCAAAUUUGGUGACAGAAUUCUUGCGGAGAUCAUCCAAGGGGUAACUUAAAAGCAUAGCACAAGGCACAUGUGAUAGUACAUUUAGUUUCUAACCUCUAAAGGAAUGACUGACCGAUUCAAUAUUAAUGUGGCGUUGUACAGUACAGAAUCACAAACUGAAAUCAAGAAAUAGAGCAAGUUGAGCAGCUAUAACUGGAUUAAUUCAUUUACUAUACCGCAGCCACUUCUACAAGUACAUACUGUAUCUAAUAACUGCCAACCAAAGGUGACAUGAAAUCUGUAGGAUAUUUUCAGUGGUUAUUCUUAAUCCUUACCUCAUACUCAUAGUUCAUGUACUUAAUUAGUUAUUUCUUGAUGCAACAGAAAACUUGAAUAGA
Messenger RNA from Nicotiana tabacum (common tobacco), 4871 nucleotides. Its product is annotated as putative ABC transporter C family member 15. Gene Ontology annotation, biological process: transmembrane transport. The record is from RefSeq and is a predicted model, not a curated record. Gene Ontology annotation, cellular component: membrane. Gene Ontology annotation, molecular function: ATP binding; ATP hydrolysis activity; ABC-type transporter activity. Lineage: Eukaryota; Viridiplantae; Streptophyta; Magnoliopsida; Solanales; Solanaceae.